AUGUCAGCCGACCCUCGACUCGCCCGGCUUCAAGCUCGAGCGAAUACACCUCAGUCCGCGCCGCCACAGUCGCAAUCACCGCAGCCACUGCAGCAGUCAUUACAGGCACAACUUGAACCUCGACCUCAACCUCAACCUCAACCACAAGUGCAAGUCCAAACCGAGCCACAGACAGAAACACAAGUCGCUUCUCCAUCACCGGUCCCCACCGAGACAGGACAAUCCCCAUCAGCUCCGCCAAGUCUGGAUGGAAAUGUCGAUACCGUGGCACCAGCUGCGGCGCCUAGCAGUGCGGCCACUGAAUCAUCCGAGAUCCCUUUCAAGUUAAGAUUUUGCACAGUCUGUGCCUCAAACAAUAACCGAAGCAUGGAAGCACACCUAAGGUUGUCCACCUCGGACCAUCACUACCCUGUCAUCUCUUUCGGCACAGGUUCAUACGUCCGACUACCGGGCCCCUCAAUCUCGCAGCCACAGGUCUACAAUUUCAACACGACGUCCUACACGAAAAUGUACGAAGAACUGAACGAACAGGAUGCGAGAUUAUACCGGAACAAUGGUAUUUUGAAUAUGUUGGAUCGUAAUCGAAACAUUAAAUGGGGCCCAGAGCGAUUCCAUGACUGGGUGGUUGGUGCCGCGAGGAUUGAUGCUCUGCAGCGAGGGGACAAAGGCGCCGCCGGAACAGAAGGUGGUGUCGUCGACGUCAUUUUCACCUGUGAAGAGAGGUGCUGGGACGCCGUGGUCGACAAUCUGCUGGAUCGCGGAGCGCCCUUGAACCGACCAGUGCACGUUUUUAACAUCGAUAUCAAGGAUAACCACGAGGAGGCUCUCAUAGGAGGAGGCGCCAUCCUUGAAUUGGCAGACAUGCUCAACGAAGCUGCAGCGCAAGAGAGAAAGCUGAGCGGCGCUGCUGGAUGGGAGAACGGUGGUGGCGCGGCAAGGCAGAGUUUCGACGAAAGAGUGCCUGACAUCCUGGCCACCUGGCAGGAGAAAUGGCCCAACUUGCCGGCCUUAUGGACGCUGUCAUGGUUUUGA
Capronia coronata CBS 617.96 is the source of this 1032-nucleotide messenger RNA. RefSeq lists its product as uncharacterized. Gene Ontology annotation, biological process: termination of RNA polymerase II transcription. Gene Ontology annotation, cellular component: mRNA cleavage and polyadenylation specificity factor complex; nucleus. The transcript has a single exon. Gene Ontology annotation, molecular function: RNA polymerase II CTD heptapeptide repeat phosphatase activity. The record is from RefSeq and is a predicted model, not a curated record. Bases 1 to 1032 code for a protein of 343 amino acids. NCBI's taxonomy places the organism in Eukaryota, Fungi, Ascomycota, Eurotiomycetes, Chaetothyriales, Herpotrichiellaceae.